Schistosoma mattheei is the source of this 213-nucleotide messenger RNA. The record is from the annotation of a GenBank genome assembly. NCBI's taxonomy places the organism in Eukaryota, Metazoa, Platyhelminthes, Trematoda, Strigeidida, Schistosomatidae.
AUGGAUGAUGAUAUUUAUCAGUCAGAAAAUGGGCUCUAUCUUACAUAUCCUUACAUGUCGGAUGAUCAUAUGAUAGAUAUUCUGGAUAGUAAAGCAAAACACUCUGCGUUUGGAACUAAACAAAAAUGGUAUCCAAAUGAUCUAGAAAAUUUAGAUAAGAACAAGGUGUUUUACGUCCAUCGCAGACGAUUCACUCGACCAUAUGGUCGAUAA